AAAACCCAGAUUUUCAUGACUCCGGACUCUAGUUGACAUUACGAACGCGCGGAGAAAGCUGUGAAAUGCGUACCUCCGUUGCUACACUAAUUAUGUUGCUGGUUAUGCUGGCAGCGACGCCAGGCAGUCAAUCCGUGUUAGAGCUGGGCGCUACCCAAGGAUUAGUUUCGUUGGGCACAAAUCUCGCAACGCUUAUGAUAGUCGGCUCAGGAGUAGUGUGCACUGGAUUUCAGGUCCCAUUAACCGUGUUUGGACCUCUAAAGCUCCCGUUUCCUGUAGCUUUUGGUUUGAAACGCUUUGGCUUUAUAAAACUACGACUUCUGCUAAGUAAGCUAUCUCCAAGAGCUGCCGCGCGAUUUGAUGUUAGCGGAAUAUUACCCUACUUACGGAUUGUUCAGUACACGGCUGUACCUAAUGUCAUGGGUGGAAAACCCGAGGUAGGGGCAAAAGGUAAGAGCACCACACCAGAGCCACCGCAGGCUACCUAUCGACCAUUUAGAGAAGUAGCUAGAACAUUGCCUAUAACAGCCCUAAGGCGAAUUUUCCGUGAAAUCGAAGAAUUUGACCCCGAUCGCUGUGUACUUCGCGUUCUCUGCGAACUUGCCGUGGAUCCAACACUUGCUGAAGAUUUUGGAAAGGACGUGAUGGCCUUCUUGAAGUCUCUCGACAACAGUGACUCUACAGCCCCCUGGGUUAAAUUCCAAAAAGCCAUUAUUUCCGGACAGCUCACUCAGUCACGCAAGGCUUGUUAUCGGAAAUAUAAUGGAUGCGCCAAGCCUACUAAGACAUUUGUAGUUGAAGCACGAAAACGCCUGAUAGGGUCAAGUACGUCAUGAUACGAUUGAGCAACUACAAACUUUUCAACGAAUAGAUUGAGCUCUAGCGCAAAAUUGUUGGAACAAUACGGCUCUGAUGUCCGACCACUCACGUCUUCCGUACUAGUAAUGAUCUGUUUGUGCAUCAGUGGGGCAUGACUGGCAGCCGGGAGCAGUGUUGAUCGUUCGCGAAAAGGAUUUUGAAACACCCUGAGUUGAUGAAUUAUUUGAAUGAUUGCAAGAGCUGUAUAUAAUGAAUAACUACGCACUGUCAAUGAGAGGUCAUUCGAUUUACAUCUAAGUAAUAAUAAUUUAUUUGUGAGGUGAAG
Varroa destructor (honeybee mite) is the source of this 1144-nucleotide messenger RNA. RefSeq lists its product as uncharacterized. NCBI's taxonomy places the organism in Eukaryota, Metazoa, Arthropoda, Arachnida, Mesostigmata, Varroidae. The record is from RefSeq and is a predicted model, not a curated record.